Messenger RNA from Debaryomyces hansenii CBS767, 756 nucleotides. RefSeq lists its product as uncharacterized. Gene Ontology annotation, biological process: protein folding. Bases 1 to 756 code for a protein of 251 amino acids. Lineage: Eukaryota; Fungi; Ascomycota; Pichiomycetes; Serinales; Debaryomycetaceae. Gene Ontology annotation, cellular component: cytoplasm. The transcript has a single exon. The record is from RefSeq and is a predicted model, not a curated record.
AUGAACGAUUUCAAGGUCCCCGUUGAAGUUGAUCCGACAGAAGACACCGAAUGGAAUGAUAUCUUGAGAGAUAAGGGUAUUAUCCCCGAAAGACCACCGUCACCGACUGAAGAAUUAGAAGCAGCCUUGGAAGAAGCUGUCAAGAAGCAGCAUGAAAACAGAUUAGAAAGCAAAGAUAUGGACGAAUUAGACGAGUUGGAGGAUGAUGAAGAUGAAGAGUUCUUGAAUUUCUAUAAAAGCAAAAGAAUGGAAGAAAUCAAGAAACUAAGCGAGAAACAGAAGUUUGGAUCUGUGUUUCCAAUAGCCAAAAAUGAAUACGAACAGGAGGUUACACUUGCAUCUGCCGAGUGUUUUGUAUUUUUGCAUAUGUCAUUACAGUCGAGUCUUCAGAGUAGAUUAUUAUCAUCAUUGAUGACAUCAUUGGCUUUUAAGUUCCCCGAGAUUAAGUUCUGCGAUAUCCCUGCUAACAGAUGUAUUGAAAACUACCCUGAAUCCAACUGUCCCACCUUAAUCAUCUAUCAUAAUAAGGACGUGAUCAAGCAAUACGUGACGUUGACCCGAUUAGGUGGUAACGAUACAAAAAUAAGGGAUUUGGAACGGGUCUUGGUGGAUAUUAAAGCUGCCGAUAUUAACGACAAGCGAUUAUUAAUAAACCAGGAAGACGAAGAUAUUGAAGAAGAGAAAAGGUUAAGAUUCAUGAAAAAAUCCGUAAGAAAUGAAACUACGGCCGACGAUGAAGAUGAUUUUUAUGAUUAG